This is a messenger RNA of Olea europaea var. sylvestris, 1996 nucleotides long. Its product is annotated as lysine histidine transporter-like 8. Gene Ontology annotation, cellular component: plasma membrane. The coding region runs from base 147 to 1700 and encodes 517 amino acids. The record is from RefSeq and is a predicted model, not a curated record. The transcript has 5 exons. NCBI's taxonomy places the organism in Eukaryota, Viridiplantae, Streptophyta, Magnoliopsida, Lamiales, Oleaceae.
GUCAGUCAGCAGUUCAAUUAUUCUUCACUUGUCCGAGUUUCUGAGUUCUGACCACUCCACACUGAGAAAACGAAACAAAAAACAGAACCAUUACCUGGAUAUCCAUUACCUCAAUUAUUAUUUCCCUUGUUAUUUGCAAAUUAGCAAUGGAAGAAAGGCCAGAGACUGAACUAAUAUCAAUACCUGCCACCCCACGUGCGUCGACGCCGGAGAUACUGACGCCGUCCUGUCAAAGGUCGCCGAGGAAGGAAUCCAGCACGGCCAAGUCAUGGACUCCGACUUCGUUCAUUUCGCCGAGGUUUUUGAGCCCCAUUGGGACACCCAUGAAGAGGGUUUUGACUAAUAUGAAGGGGUAUUUGGAGGAAGUGGGGCAUUUGACGAAGCUGAAUCCUCAAGAUGCUUGGCUUCCGAUUACAGAAUCACGAAAUGGGAAUGCACAUUAUGCAGCUUUUCAUAAUCUGAAUGCUGGUGUUGGAUUCCAGGCCUUGGUCUUGCCUGUUGCUUUCUCUUUUCUUGGAUGGAGUUGGGGAAUAAUUUCUUUAAUUAUAGCCUACGUCUGGCAACUAUACACUUUAUGGCUUUUAGUUCAGCUACAUGAAGCAGUUCCUGGGAAGAGAUACAAUAGAUACGUGGAACUAGCCGAAGCAGCCUUUGGGGAGCGAUUGGGUGUCUGGCUUGCUCUUUUCCCCACUGUUUACCUAUCAGCAGGGACUGCAACAGCUUUGAUUCUCGUGGGAGGAGAGACCAUGAAACUAUUCUUUCAGAUAGUUUGCGGUCCACACUGCUCGUCUAAUCCUCUGACAACUGUUGAGUGGUAUUUGGUAUUUACUUCCUUGUGCAUCGUGUUAUCCCAGCUUCCAAACCUCAAUUCAAUUGCCGGACUUUCGCUGGUAGGGGCAGUGACUGCCAUCACAUACUCGACCAUGGUGUGGUUGCUCUCUGUAAGCCAACCUAGACCACCCACAAUUUCGUACAAACCACUUUCACUGCCUUCGGCAUCAGCUUCUGUGUUUUCCAUCUUAAAUGCGCUUGGUAUCAUAGCAUUUGCUUUUAGAGGCCACAAUUUAGUCCUCGAAAUUCAGGCAACAAUGCCAUCGACAUUCAAGAAUCCAGCUCAUGUGCCAAUGUGGAGGGGUGCAAAAGCUGCCUAUUUCUUCAUUGCUAUGUGCUUAUUCCCUGUUGCUAUUGGAGGGUUUUGGGCUUAUGGAAACCUUAUGCCUUCGGGAGGAAUUCUUAACGCGUUAUUUGGAUUUCAUAGUCAUGAUAUCUCGAGGGGCCUUCUUGCAAUGACAUUUCUUCUUGUAGUGUGUAACUGCUUGAGCAGUUUCCAGAUAUACUCGAUGCCAGUUUUCGACAGUUUUGAAGCCAGCUAUACAAGCCGUACCAAUCGUCCUUGCUCAAUUUGGGUGCGCUCUGGUUUCAGAGUGUUCUACGGAUUUGUCAAUUUAUUUAUAGGGGUUGCACUCCCGUUCCUAUCAAGCCUUGCUGGUUUAUUAGGAGGUCUCACUCUUCCAGUCACCUUCGCAUACCCGUGUUUCAUGUGGGUUCUUAUUAAAAAGCCAACAAAGUACAGCUUCAAUUGGUACUUGAACUGGAUUCUUGGUUGGUUGGGGAUUGCAUUUAGCUUGUCCUUCUCUAUGGGGGGAAUUUGGAGUAUUGUUAACAGUGGACUCAAGCUUAAAUUUUUCAAGCCAAACUGAGGAGUGAAGUGAUAAAUUUAUUCGAAGGGUGUGAUGUUUGGCUAGUGGGAUUGAACAGUUGUGACAAUAUUAAAGAAGAAAGCGAAGUUAAUAUCUUGUCUAUUCUAAUGUGUAUAUGGAACGCACAGAAAGGGUUUCGAAGUUAAUAUCUUGUCUAUUCUAAUGUGUAUAUGGAACGCGCAGAAAGGGUUUUCUUUAGUGUGUUUAAGCAGUCAUGGUUUAAGCUGAUUAAGGCUUCCAGAUUUGUUUGAAGGAAUUGCAUAGAGUGUUUUAUUCUAUCAAUUUAUAAUGCUUAG